Messenger RNA from Aspergillus mulundensis, 726 nucleotides. Its product is annotated as putative haloacid dehalogenase-like hydrolase. Bases 1 to 726 code for a protein of 241 amino acids. Lineage: Eukaryota; Fungi; Ascomycota; Eurotiomycetes; Eurotiales; Aspergillaceae. The transcript has 5 exons. The record is from RefSeq and is a predicted model, not a curated record.
AUGUCCUCUGUCGAAAACUACAGUCCCCGCCAAAGACGGUUCGCCCCUCUCAACCCAUCUUCCAGCGAACCCUCCAACGCUCCUCAACUGAAGGGAAUUGUAUUCGAUGUUGACGGCACAUUAUGUCUCCCUCAAAACUACAUGUUUGGCGAAAUGCGCGAAGCCUUGGGAAUUAACAAAUCAGUCGACAUCCUGCAUCAUAUCCGUAGCCUCCCUACACCCGAGGCACAGCUCGAGGCGAGCAGUAAGAUCAAGGCUAUUGAGCGUGAGGCAAUGCAGCACCAAGAGCCGCAGCCUGGACUUGUAGAGUUGAUGGAGUAUCUACGGGAUAGGGAGGUUAAGAGGGCUUUGUGUACGAGGAAUUUUGAAAUGCCCGUCACGAACCUACUUCAGAACCACCUCCCGAAGCAUGUCUUCGUGCCUAUUAUCACCAGGGAGACACCUGGUUUGCUGCCGAAGCCUGACCCGGCAGGAAUCUUGCAUAUUGCAAACGAAUGGGGCCUGACAAAUGGUGGUGAAAAUCUAAUCAUGGUCGGUGAUAGCAUCGACGAUAUGACAGCCGGCCACAAGGCGGGCGCUGCAACAGUGCUGCUGCUCAACGAUCAUAAUGCCCACCUUAAGGAGCAUAUCCACACAGACCUGGUCAUUGAAAAGCUUCAUGAGCUCAUCGACGUACUGGAAAAUGGUUUCGUCGGGAACAAGACCCGCAUGGAGCUCCCUUCCUGA